Molecule: messenger RNA, 612 nt
Organism: Durusdinium trenchii
Lineage: Eukaryota; Dinophyceae; Suessiales; Symbiodiniaceae
Source: the annotation of a GenBank genome assembly
AUGUGUAUUUGGUCCAUCCAGGACAGGUCUUUUGUCACUUACGAUGGCAGUACUACGGCACCUCCGUGCGAGGCCGCCACGUGGGUUGUGUUUAUGCAGCCAGGGUUCAUUGGGGUGCGGCAGCUUGAACAGUUUCGCUCUGGGAUUAGCGGCUAUCAGCCAUCCAGACUUGCUCCAGCAAACAGUACUCGACCCCUUGGAUUGUCAGAUCUUUGGGACAGUCGUUGGGGAUACAACAGCCGCAACACUCAAGCCCUAAACUACAGGCCAUUGUCAUUGGUGCAGAUGGCCAAUGCUCCUCCUCCAUUCGUUCCAAAGCAGAACUUUGAAGGUUCAACGAGCAUUUGGCCGAUUCUCAUUUGCAUCAUGCUCUUUGCUCUUCUGGUGACGGGCUGUCUCCUGGCUGUGUUGACCAGAAUCAAGCGGCACAAGGAAGAGUACGGCCAUGGCUGCUGUGAUGAUUCCGAUGAGGAGGAAGACGUUCGCUCGUUCCAGCAGCUCCAGUCGCUUCAGCAGGGGGCCACACUGCUGAGCCCUCUGCCAGAUCCGUACAUGCACAUGGCGCCAGCACGAGCAGGAUUUGGCAAGCACAAUCAGAUAUAUCUUGCAUGA